ACGGGUGGAAAGAAUAAUCCUGUUGUUAUAGAAACGACUUUAAACAAUGUGGUGCAAAAACAAGUUCAGAAGAUUCUUCAUGGUUUAAAAGAAAAACAAGAAAAUUUAGAUCUUAAAGAGAGAAUAAGGAAAAUGGAAACUGAGCAGGAAGAGGUUAUUCCAAGGAAUAUUAGAGAUCAGAUAAAAAAACAAAUAGAAGACUGGGAAAAGAAAGAUAAGAUGUUUGUGUCUACAAGAGCUAGUGAUUAUGUCAUGGAAAGUUUACGGCACAAUAGUUGUGUGACUUUAACUGCCCCAUCAGGAGUUGGGAAAUCUUUUAUCAGUAGACAUACAGCACUUAUUUUACAGAAGGAAGGAUACAAUAUAACACCAGUGGAAUUACCAACAGACAUUAGAACUUAUUAUGAGCCUGGUAAACAGACAGUCUUCAUAGUAGAUGAUAUUUGUGGAAACUUCACUGCUAACCAACAACAGAUUGCGAACUGGGAACAACUGUUACCUGUGAUUUACACAAUUAUUGCAGACAAAUGUUGUAAGAUUAUUGUAACUUGUAGGUUACAAGUCUAUAAAGAUGAUAAGUUUGAUAUAUUAUUCCCUUUUAAAUCCUGUGAAUGUAAUUUGAUAUCAGAUAAGUUAUGUCUUACAUCUGUAGAAAAGAAUAUUAUAGCAAAAACCUAUAUUGGUACAAGCGUGGACGAUAUAGAUGAAUUAUCACAAAAUAGUGAAUUCUUUCCUCUUUUAUGCUCGUUAUAUCACGGAGGAAAAAAUGGAGAUGUUAUAGAAUUUUUCAAAAAUCCGUUUAAUGUCUUUCAAAGUAAACUAGACAAUUUAAGUAGGCAUGGUGAUGGAGGAAACUAUGAAAUAUGCAGUCUAGCUUUAUGUGUUCUCUCUAAUAAUCACCUAAAAGAAAAAUGGUUCCAGGGUAAAGUGACAGAUAAACAACAACAUAUCAUAAAAGACACAUUUGAUGCUUUUGAAAUCAACCGAAGUACAUCAAAGACAAAAUUAAAGAAAGUAAUUGAUACCCUAGAUGGUACUUUUAUAUGUAAACAGAAUGGUAUUUAUAGAACUGUACAUGAUAAAUUGUUUGACUUCCUUGCUCAUUAUUUUGGUCAGAAAAUGAUCGAAUGUUUGAUAGAUCAUGGUGAUUACGAUUUAGUACAUGAACGUUUUAUUUGGCAGAAAUCACAAGCUGACAAGAACAGUAACAUAGACUUCGUUAUUGAAAUACCAGAUGAUUAUUUGGAAUCAUAUUUUAAAAGGUUUAUAAAGGAAUGGUCAGCAGGAAAGGUGAGAAUUAUAUUCAUUAACACAAAUAUGACAGUAUCAUUAUUUAGACAACAGUUUUUACGGCACUUAAAACAACUGGACAAAUCACAGCAAGUAACAUUGGUCAAUACCAAGGAUACAGUGUUACCAAAAGAGCACCAUGAAUCAGGCACUACUUCACUGGUAAUGACUUGUUAUAAUGGUUAUACUGAUAUGGUUCAGUGGAUGUUACAUAAUGAUGUGGAUGUGGAUCAGUGUAGAGGUGAUGGGGUUAAUGGACUGUACAUGGCAAGUCAGGAAGGACAUAUUGAUAUAGUAAGGUUACUGUUAGAGAAAAAUCCUAACGUUGAUCUAUGUAACAAUAUAUUUGGCUUCAGUCCUCUGUACAGGGCAAGUCAGAAAGGAUAUACUGAUAUAGUAAAGUUACUGUUAGAGAAGAACCCAAAUGUUGAUCUAUGUAACAAAUUUGGCUGUAGUCCUCUGUUCAUGGCAAGUUUGAAUGGACAUACUGAUAUAGUAAAGUUACUGUUAGAAAUGAAUCCUAAUGUUGAUUUAUGUGAAAAUAUAUAUGGCUUGAGUCCUCUGUACAUGGCAAGUAAGCGCGGAUAUACUGAUAUAGUAAGGUUACUGUUAGAGAAGAACCCAAAUGUUGAUUUAUGUGACAAUAAUGGUUUUAGUCCUCUGCAUUGGGCAAUUCUGAAGGGAUAUACCAAUAUAGUAAAGUUACUGUUAGAGAAGAGUCCUAAUAUUGAUCUAUGUGACAGAAGAGGCUAUAGUACUCUGCACAGAGCCUGUCAGCAGCCAAAACAUACUAAUAUAGUAAAGUUACUGUUAGAGAAGAGUCUUAAUGUUGAUCUAUAUAACAAUAAAGGCUUGACUACUCUGUACAUGGCAAGUGAGGAAGGAUAUACUGAUAUAGUAAAGUUACUGUUAGAGAAGAACCCAAAUAUUGAUUUAUGUAACAAUGAUGGAUGUAGUCCACUGUACAUAGCAAGUCAGAAAGGACAUACUGAUAUAGUUAAGUUACUGUUAGAGAAGAGUCCUAAUAUUGAUCUAUAUGACAAUAAUGGCUGUAGUCCACUGUACAUAGCAAGUCAAAAAGGUCAUACUGAUAUAGUAAAGUUACUGUUAGAGAAGAACCCAAAUAUUGAUCUAUGUAACAAUGAUGGCUGUAGUCCACUGUACAUAGCAAGUCAAAAAGGACAUACUGAUAUAGUAAAGUUUAUACUGUUAGAAAAGAACCCAAAUGUUGAUCUUUGUAACAAUGAUAGCUGUAGUCCACUGUACAUAGCAAGUCAGAAAGGACAUACUGAUAUAGUAAAGUGUCUGUUGGAGAAGAGUCCUAAUGUUGAUCUAUGUGACAAGGAUGGCUGCAGUCCCCUGUACAUGGCAAGUCAGCAACGACACACUGAUAUAGUAAAGUUACUGUUAGAAAAGACUCUUAAUGUUGAUCUAUGCGACAAUAAUGGUUUGAGUACUCUAUACAUGGCAAGUUGGGAAGGGCAUACUGAUAUAGUAAAGUUACUGUUAGAGAAGAACCCAAAUAUUGAUCUAUGUAACAAUGAUGGCUGUAGUCCACUAUACAUAGCAAGUCAGAAAGGACAUACUAAUAUAGUAAAGUUACUGUUAGAGAAGAAUCCAGAUAUUGAUAUAUGUAACAAUGAUAGUUGUAGUCCACUGUACAUAGCAAGUCAGAAAGAGCACACUGAUAUAGUAAAGUUACUGUUAGAGAAGAGUCCUAAUGUUGAUCUAUGUGACAAGGAUGGCUGGAGUCCUCUGUUCAUGGCAAGUUGUGAAGGACAAACUGAUAUAGUAAAGUUACUAUUAGAGAAGAAUCCAAAUGUUGAUCUAUGUGAAAAGGAUUAUGGCUUGACACCACUGAUCUGGUCAUGUUUCAGUAACAACACCAGUGUAGUCCAGCUAUUGAUGAAACAUAAACCAAACAUUAAUGCCCAGACAUAUGAUGGUGUUACUUCCUUAUAUUUCAGUGCACUGAAUGGACACAUAGAGAUAACAAAGUUACUGUUAGAGAACUAUGCUGACUGUAAUAUAUGUAUGUAUAGUAAACAGUAUAUAACAGAUACAUUUAUUAACCAGAAAACAUUUGGCAAAGGAAGACAAUUGUUAUCUGAUAAUCUGGUAGAGAAUACAUCAUCACAUGUAACAGAUUAUGUCAGUGAUAAGUCAGAGGAUUAUUUCUUUGAUUUAGUAGCGGGAUCUUCUCCAUUACACAUUGCCUGUUUUAAUGGUAGGACAGAUGUAGUCUGUUGUCUUCUGGACCACAAUGCCAACAUCAACAUGAAGAAAGAAGAUGGCACCACACCAUUAUUUUAUGCAUGUGAAGUAGGACAUGAGGAUAUUGUACGUUUAUUGUUAGAUAAAGGAGCAGUUACAGAGGUAUGUAGACUUGAUGGAAAAUCCCCUUUAGACAUUGCAACAGAUAAUGGACAUACAUCUAUAGUAAUGACUGUAACAGAAAAUAUGAAGAAGGAGGAAACAAAUUCUGCUUAACUCUUGUUCUAUAGUAAGUGGUUCUGAAUGACAUGUAAAAAAAAAUUUCAACUUAGCCUCACAUUACUUGAAUAUUUCUUGAUUUUAUCACUAGGAAACCUAUUUGGUGUAGGUGCAGUUAAACUAUUCUGUUGAUGCCAAUGAAUACAACUGCACCACACGUAGUAAACAUUAUAAUUAUAUCAAAACUUAGUAGUUUUCAAUUACUUCAUUGUUUUACAUUUCUUUCUACUUGAGAGUCAGAUCAGUUUUUGUGCGAUUUAAUUUUCAUGCUAAAUGUUCCAUAUUUUACUGAUUUAUGAGAUAGUUACACUGUAUAUAAGUAUGGACUACCAUUGUAGGACAUAUUUAAACUGUAUAUAAGUAUGGACUACCAUUGUAUGACAUAUUUACACUGUAUAUAAGUAUGGACUACUAUUGUAUGACAUAGUUACACUGUAUAUAAGUAUGGACUACCAUUGUAUGACAUAGUUACACUGUAUAUAAGUAAGGACUACCAUUGUAUGACAUAGUUACACUGUAUAUAAGUAUGGACUACCAUUGUAUGACAUAUUUAAACUGUAUAUAAGUAUGGACUACCAUUGUAUGACAUAUUUAAACUGUAUAUAAGUAUGGACUACUAUUGUAUGACAUAGUUACACUGUAUAUAAGUAUGGACUACCAUUGUAUGACAUAGUUACACUGUAUAUAAGUAUGGCCUACCAUUGUAUGACAUAGUUACACUGCAUAUAAGUAUGGACUACCAUUGUAUGACAUAGUUACACUGUAUAUAAGUAUGGACUACCAUUGUAUGACAUAAUUACACUGUAUAUAAGUAUGGACUACCAUUGUAUGACAUAAUUACACUGUUUAUAAGUAUGAACUACUAUUUUAUGUUUAUUGCUAUGUUGGUUCAUAUUUUAAUGAUAUGCAUGAUUCCUGUUUUUCUACUAUAUGUUAUUGAUUUAUCUCGUCAUACGCAUGUAGAUUUAGUUUACAGACUAUAAUGCAGAUUGGCUGUCAUAAAGAAAGUACAAAUUCUGUUAGAAAAGCUAAACCUAAAUACAAAUAGAUAUGAAGUAUGGCUCAGUUUUAAACAGCGACCAAAAAUAAAUCGAGACUCGCAACUAAGCUUCAAAGCACCAGAGUUCUAAGAAGAUGUUAAUAGAUAAAACAGAUAUGACAAAAUGUUAUGUCAAGAUUCUUUAAACAAGGACAUGAAUGAGUUUUGACUAUAAUUUGUGAGUACUCAUCUUUGACGGAUAUUAUUUUAAGCAUUAGAAGAACAAAGUUUUUGGAAUGGUGUUGACAUUUUCUUCCUUUUGACUUGUCAAUGAUUCACUAUAUGGUCUUGUCUCGCCGGAUACAAAUGAUUGAGAAUGCGAGACAUACAAAUGCUUACCUGGCUGUGGCAGCAUAAACUUAUUUUUAAUUUUCUUUUCUUAUUUCAGAAGGUAGAAGAGUUGAAUGUUUAGAUUUUUAAUAUUCUUAAUUAUGAAGGUUCAAAGACUUAUUUUAAUUUAAAAUGUAAUGCUAAUUGAAAUUUUAUUAUUUAUUUAUGUUUGUACAUUUGUUAAUGUUAUGAUAACUAUAUAAAGAAAACAUACCUUAUUGUGAUGUCUACUUUGAUUUGUUCUCCUUGUGUUUAAAUAUUUUGUAAAUUUUAUAAUUCUUAUAUCAUUUAUGUCUUAGACUCACAGAAUAUGAGUAGUAUUUAAAAAACGUAUUAUAUUGAUAUGAAAUAAGCAUACAUUCCACAUUUUAAUCAAGUCUUAAGAUAUAGGAAAAAUGUGACAGUGACACAGAAUGUUAUAUUUGUUUUGUGAGGGUCUGGAUGGGAGGUCCUUCGUUUCUGUAUUCUUUAAUUUUCUAGGACAUAUUUCUUUAUCUUUUAAAAUAACGCCUAUUCUGUAAAAUUCUCCUGAAAAUGAUUUUACUGUUACAUCUGUAAUUACAUGAUUUCUUUAUUUUGUACAUCGUUCAAAUCUGUAAUCAGUAUUAUAUUACAUAAUUGGUUUAUUUGCCAAAGUCAUUUUUUUUAUACUUUUACAGCCUGUUAUUCUCAAUACUUCUCCAUAUGUAUUAACACAUAACUUUUUGAUAAAAAAUGUAUUGGUGUAAUUGUUUAUAGCUUGCUUAGGUGACAGCUUUUGCUGGUGUUAUUUUACUGAACGUAGAGAUUUUGUUAUUUUUCUCAUAGAACAGUUUUAUCAUGUGGGUUUUAUUUUACUGAAGACAGUUUGUUAUUUUUAUCAUAGAGCAGUUUUGUUAUGUGGGUGUUAUUUUACUGUAGUUAGUUUGUUAUUUUUAUCAUAGAACAGUUUUACCAAGCUGGUGUUAUUUUACUGAAGAGAGUUUGUUGUUUUUGAACUAACAACAGUUUUGUCAUUUUUGAUUUUUGCUAAUUGACGAAGAAGAAUUUUUAAAAUGGCAUCUAUAACUAUUUAAAAAAAAACAGUUUUAACUUGGCAGAUUCAACUAUUUGAGAAUAAUGUCCAUGUAAGACCAAUUUUCAAAUUGGAAGCUUUUUACAUUUUUGUGUCAUGCCUCUGUAUCUGUAGGAAAUACAUUUUUAACAUGACAGCAAUUACUGUUUUGGAGAAAUCCCCUGUAUAAAGUUAGCUUUCAAAUAACAGCUUCCACUGUUUUGGAGAAAUCCCCUGUGGAAAGUUAGCUUUCAAAUAACAGCAUCCACUGUUUUGGAGAAAUCCCCUGUAGGAAGUUAGCUUUCAAAUAACAGCUUCUACUGUUUGGGAGUAUUCCCUACGUCAACAAAAUUGAUAUUCACUAUAAUGUUUCUUUAACCUCAUUUACACAAAGGAUAUACUAUUUUUAGGACUUUACUGUCAACCAACAUUGCAAAUAUUUUAGAAAAUUAACAAUUGUAUAUUUUUUAAAGAAUCUGUAAUAUCAAAACCCCCCAUUUCCAAUAUAUUCCAAGACUUAGUUAAAUCUGUAGGUUGAUCAUUUGGCAAAACUUGGCAGAUUAUGGAAACCUAUAUCUUAGUAUUUAUACUAACAGUCAAGAGAUGUCAUGUGAACAAUGUAUACUGAAGUCUAUAGUAAAAGUUUUUGUAAAAUAACCACAAAAUCAAUCUUCAAGUAUUGUGAUAAAAGGACUCUGAAGGUUUGAUGUAUUUAAAUAUAUUUGUAAUUUAAAAUCUUUAGUAAAAAUACAUACUGAUUAUUACCAUUUUGUAAUAGUUUGAAUUAUAUAUUGUUUACAUUGUAAUAUAAAAAUACAUGUAUUAUGUUGAUAUAGAAAUACAUGUAUUAUGUUGAUGUGAUGAGAUAUAGAAAUACAUGUAUUAUGUUGAUGUGAUGAGAUAUAGAAAUACAUGUAUUAUGUUGAUGUGAUGAGAUAUAGAAAUACAUGUAUUAUGUUGAUGUGAUGCGAGUCAGAAACAAUAAUCAUAAUAAAUUGAGUUAUCAGUA
Molecule: messenger RNA, 7194 nt
Organism: Mytilus californianus (California mussel)
Lineage: Eukaryota; Metazoa; Mollusca; Bivalvia; Mytilida; Mytilidae
Product: ankyrin-1-like
Exons: 3
Coding region: 133-3780 (1215 amino acids)
Molecular function (GO): protein binding
Source: RefSeq, a predicted model, not a curated record